Molecule: messenger RNA, 533 nt
Organism: Haliotis rubra (blacklip abalone)
Lineage: Eukaryota; Metazoa; Mollusca; Gastropoda; Lepetellida; Haliotidae
Exons: 5
Coding region: 155-472 (105 amino acids)
Source: RefSeq, a predicted model, not a curated record
UUUAAACCUGGAUGCUUUUUCUAUGGAUGAACACCUCACACCUUGACGUCAUAUCGUCACCAGACACAACUGACAAAACGUGUGUGACAGACGAAUAUGUAAGCAUAGCCGUCGACUAAAUUCUCAUCAGUACACAUGUAUUCCAUCAUCUGCUAUGGCAGCCAGCAUGAACACGGGCCCCAGUGCCAUACAUAGGUUCCUGAUAGGUGAAAGUGCCGACCCCACUCCCUGUAUAUACGUGUACACCAUGAUGACCCUGAGCCUGUUUCCCCUACUCUUAGCUCUGACUGUGGUGGAUACCCAGAGUCCACCGCCCUUACCCUGCACCGAUUACCUGCCUAACUGCGGCGCCUACAAGGAGACUGCCUGCACUGGGGACUACGAGUCGUGGGCUAGAGUCCACUGCGCGCACAGAUGUGGCUUCUGUGGUGCGCCCGCAGGUUCGAUGGACAACAGCAAUGUUUUAGGAUGAAGAGGGACGUCUAGAUUCUAGACUAAAGAUUCUCCCUGAAAUAAAUGCCUUUCCAACAUAA